Oppiella nova is the source of this 1580-nucleotide messenger RNA. NCBI's taxonomy places the organism in Eukaryota, Metazoa, Arthropoda, Arachnida, Sarcoptiformes, Oppiidae. The record is from the annotation of a GenBank genome assembly.
GGUUUUAGCGUCGCUUUUGUUUGCAUUGAGUGUAACGUAACGGACAUCGAGUGGAGACCACCUCUUGUCGCUGUGUUUGAGUGCACCUCUGAGCACAUCCACAGACAAUCGCCACCAAAAUGCUGGAAAUGUCUGAAUUGUCUGAUUGCGGCUCAUCUGCCAGUCGUCACGAGAAGAGUUUAGGUCUUCUGACCACUCGUUUCGUGAGUCUAUUACAAGACGCGAAGGACGGCGUUCUGGACCUCAAAAUGGCGGCCGACACGUUAGCCGUGCGUCAGAAGCGCCGCAUUUACGACAUCACGAAUGUCUUGGAGGGCAUCGGACUCAUCGAGAAGAAGUCGAAGAACUCGAUCCAGUGGUUGGGCGCCGGCCCGGGAUGUAACACACGGGAGAUCACCGACAAGUUGUUGGCUCUGAAGGAGGAGUUGGUUGAGUUGGACAACAAAGAGAUGGAAUUAGACCAACACUUCUCUUGGGCUAAACAAUCCAUUCAUAACAUUACUGACGACUCGUUCAACAAACGGAUGGCAUAUCUCAGACACGAAGACAUCAAUAACACGUUUGCCGGACAAAUGCUUUUGAUAAUCCAGGCGCCGGUUGGCACUCAACUGGAGGUCCCCCUCCCGGAGCCCGACAAUGGGGACGAACUGAUCACUCCUGACGAAGACGCCAAACCGGCGAAGAGAAGGAGAUAUCAAAUCCAUUUGAAGUCCAGAAGCGGACCAAUUAAUGUGGUUUUGGUGAACAAGAGUGAGGACACGAGCGAAACGGAAGUGAUUCAAGUGUUGAAUAACGAAACCAAUGAAGUGAUGUCAAGCAUUGACAGCAUUUCCAUCGAUUCCAUUAGUCCUGAAAAGAGUCCGAAGAAGUGUUUUACUGAAAUAAAACAGUCGACCAAACAAAGUGUUGAUGACUCGGAGGGCUCUUCGGCUCACUCACACGGCACCAGAGCCUCCACCAGAGCUGCUGUCAAACCAAUGGAACCGUUGGCUAGAAAGCAGGCUAAAAGACCUGCUGUCAAGUCAAGCAAAGAACCGGUGAAAUCAAGCGCUACCAGUGGUGAUGAGUCGCCAACACCAGACCCAUCGCCCACACCUCCUUUGAGACAAUUAUCUCCGCGUAAAGCCGCUCAACAGCACCUCUUUGUCACCACAACUCGUUCUCAGACACAGAAAGCCGUUCCCGUCGCUGACGGCUCUAAAGGUACAAAAGGGUCGGCAAUUCAGACCAAAGAGCGAUCCAAUCGUAUGACAAAACCGUUGACUAAAUCUGUGGAACUGGAUGUGACUGAAGAGCCGGACAAAUGUGACAAUAUUUGCGAUUCUACUAAAACUCGCGUUCCUUUGGCACAAAAACAAGUGAUGGAUAUCGACGAGUCGGUCACACCAGACGUAUUCGCACCACUCCUUAGACUAAGUCCUCCACCCAAUGGUCGCGACUAUUGUUUCAAUUUAGACGCAAAUGAAGGCAUUUGUGAUCUCUUUCUUUGAGACACCAUUCAAACAACGAAUAAACGCUAAAAUCUAUGAAAUCAUUUCAUCUCAUUGUGACACCUAUUCAUCACUUCCUUUUUGAUUGAA